Pelobates cultripes (western spadefoot toad) is the source of this 19843-nucleotide messenger RNA. Lineage: Eukaryota; Metazoa; Chordata; Amphibia; Anura; Pelobatidae. The record is from the annotation of a GenBank genome assembly.
GUGCUGGGAGGAGCAGGACAGUCUGGCCAGACUGUGGAACUGCAUUGAUUUUAUGUUCAGAGUAAGGUACAGUCUGCAAGCAGAGAAUCCAUCCCAGCUGGCUGUUUAUAUCGUAGCAGCCAAGGAAAGUGCUCACUCUGGACACUAAGUCUAUGCAAGCAAAGAUGGGAAAGGGGAUACCAAGAUUCACAGGAGACCUUGGAUUCUAAGCCACGCUCUCUUUUAGAGAGAGAUCAGUUUAAAUAUAUCAACAGCAUGAGGAAAGAAGAUGAAAAACUCCUGGACAAGUAACUGUGAGUCGGACCCUCUGAUCACAGGUACGAUAAAUAUAAGAAAAUGUAAUAAAACAGGUUUAAAAAAAAAAAAUAUUCAAAUACUAAGUCAUAUGACAGAAUAUUGAGUAAAGUGACCAGAAAGUUUUAAGUAUUAUCCUAUUUCUUACUGGCUUGUUUAUAUUUUAAUUCAGCCCUAUGUCAGGCUGGUUUACAAUUAAUUAGAAAGUUCUACGAACAGCAAAAUAUUGUACAGCACUGUACCAUGACCAGGCUUUACAGGCAAGUAGUUAUUUUAUAUUAAACAUCUAGAUAUACUGAAUAAAAAUGUCUAUCUAUCUAUCUAUCUAUCUAUCUAUCUAUUUAUCUAUCUAUCUAUCUUUAAUAAUGAAAACUAACAGUGACUGUAAAUAUCUAAAAAAAAAAAAAGUACUGAUUAUCAAUGUAUCUGUCAUUUUAUUAAUGCCGUUGAGGUCUGAUGGCAAGGUGUAUUUAGAUUAUAUAACUUAUUAGUAUCUAUUCUAAAUGCCAAAGAAUGUUCUUAACAGCCUGAAAGGCAUUGCAUGUAUAUUUGGAUAGCAGUAGGUUAAUUAUACACAUGUUUAACAAUUGUAGGACUGCAUCACCAGAGCAGAUGUUACAUAUGUGAUGAAGUAGAGGUAGAAUUAGGGGCCAGCACCUGCUCGUAGGACACCCUGGAGACGUUCAUCAUCGUGUACCCCAAUAAAUGUCAAGUUACCUUGUUUAACUAUUGUAUGACACACUGAAUGUACUUCUCAAAGAGGAAACUUGGAGGAUGAUACAGGUCAUUGUUUGCACUGUAACCAAUUCUAUGUCUAACAUGCGUUUGUAUCUACUGAUUUGACCCACAAUGUUGACCAGCAGAAGAUCCUAAGACAAAGGUGUUGAUGUUUAUAAAAGGCGAGUGGAAUUGCAGUUCAUUAGUGAUUGAGGUUCCAAUUUGGAUCCCGCAAAGCAAAUGACUAAUGACCAAACUAAAACUCCCGGAAUAUGAAUAAACGAGUCCGGUAAAUUGCUAUUAGCUGGGGAAUAAGUGCUCUGUGAGAGCAGUGCUGGCUCGGAGACUGGGAACGUUGUCACCGUCAAGGGACAAGGCUCCUCCACACUGAUCUAAUUAUACAGUUUACGUACGAUUAACUUGGUAGUGUUUCGUUUUCUUGAAUACUUUUACGUUUACACUGGACCUGAGCCUGGUUAGUCAAUAAAACUCCAUGCUUUUAAAACAGGAAUGAAAAGAUUCUUAUAUAUAUUCUCUGGGAGAUUAUUUACUAAGCAGCAGAUUGUAGAGAACCCACAACCAAACUGCAGACCACAACCAAAUAGCGGAAAUAAGGAGUUUGUCCAACUGAGCUAAGUUUACCUGACUUUUGCAAUUUGGAUGCCAAUUAAUAGCAAUUAUUUGUUUAGUUAAUGUAGUCCUUGGGGUGUUACCAAACCUCAAAUAUUGUGUUUGGAUUAGCUGUGUCUCAGUAAAACAAUCUACUAAAAAAAAGUUAUGAAAUGGAUUGCAAAUGUGUUACAAACCUUUCUAAUAAUGCACAGUUUAUGUCAAAAAAGUUGAAUAAAAUAAUAAAAAAUAAAAAUCCAAGCCAUUACUAUAACAAUUACACCCAGGUAGAGGCAGAAAUUAAUACUUGGUACUCAGAUGUUUUUGUCUCUUGGGGAUAAAAAUGUCAUCACUUCCUUUGUGUAUGAGACAGGUAAGUCAGUGGAUUCAACUUGCUUUAUUUACAGGCGUAUUUACUAAAGUGAGCAUUCGAAGUGUGUUUCAAAUUUCAGACCAAAGUAGUGGAACUGGAAGUAUACCUGAGAAUUUUUCUAAUAAGGCUAUUUUGGCCUUAAAUUUUAAAUUCAAAGUGAAUUCUCAUUUUAGUAAUUAACCCUGUUAGUGUUUUAUAAUAAAAUGUAAAUACAAAAUAAUCUAUUUUUUAUUAUUCUGUAAAAUAGUAAAAUAUACCUGUCAGUUGGUUUUAAUUUAGAGAAUACUGCAUUUCAUCUAUAUGUUUUGCUAGCAGACAUGUUAUCAAAUGUAUAGAUUUUAAUUUAAUGCCCUUCAGAGUUUGGCCUCUUCCCAUAUGUCAAUCAACCCCGGGCACUAACUCUGUUUGCUGACAGCAAAGAUGGUCUAAGCAAAUGGCUGAUUGACAGACACAACAAGAUAACCAUCCCAAAGCCAGUAUUUGUCAUGCUUGCAAGGGGAGUAUGGGACGCUAUGACGUUGAUGUACUGGCAGUGAAGCCAGAAUGUUGGUGUCAUCAGAGAAAAUUGACCUACUUGGGGAAGUGUCCCCAAGCAGUGCCAAUUGCUUCAGAGAGAAGGUGGCAGUAGAGAGUGGGUAUUGCUGCAUUGCGGCUUUGAGCGAGGGACAUCAGGUGAGUACCAAUAUAACAGCUCACAAAGCAUAGAAAUAUACAGUGAAUAACCCUAAUGAUUUAGUACUAUGACAAAUUAUAUAGUUAUUGGAAGAUGUUAUAUGUUAACGUGAACCUGUUGUGACAGGUUUCCUUGAAAUAAAUAAAUAUAGGAAUUAAAUUAAUUUGAGUUGUAGAGAUGAACAUCUAGUGUAAUUCUACAUAGUAUUCGAAUAUGUUUUGGUUUAGACAUCAAACCGAGUGACCACAUUUUUUCCAUGAGUUAAAUCCCAUCGAUAAGGAGUUCAGAGGUUGUUAAUGUUAUCCUGUGUGUGUUAAAGAUUUAAGAGUCCUCUUGUUUUAUUUUUGUUAGAAACUUAAAUUGUUAAAAAACAGAUGUUUAGCUAAUCACUUUUGUGAAAUGUUCUGUAUUUACAGAUUACGUUCUUUCAUAAGCCAGUCAAGAUGUUUUAAGUCCUCUGACCUCUUAACAAUGAACAACAGUUCGGAAACAAUAGUGUUUGGUAGUCAUGAAGCGCCAUCCAACACAACCUACCUCAUGGAACAGAAAAUAUCAGUAUUUUUUUCAAUUGUGUUUAUGACAGUCGGCAUAAUCUCAAAUGGCGUGGCUUUUAUCAUUCUUAUGAAAGCCUACCAAAGAUUUCGGAAGAAGUCAAAAGCUUCAUUUCUGCUGUUUGCCAGUGGUUUGGUGGUCACCGACCUAUUUGGUCAUCUCAUUAAUGGAACCAUUGCUGUCUUUGUCUACGCAUUCAACAGAGACUGGAUGAGAUUUGAUCGCUCAAAUAUUCUUUGCAGCAUAUUUGGCAUGUGCAUGGUGUUCUUUGGACUGUGCCCGCUUCUUUUGGGUUGUGUGAUGGCAGUAGAGCGGUGCAUAGGGGUAACAAAACCAAUCUUUCACUCUACAAAAAUGACUUCAAAACAUGCAAAAAUCAUCUUGAGUUUGGUAUGGCUCUUUGCCAUUUUCGUUGCAUUAUUACCUAUAUUAACGUUGAGAGACUAUCACAUACAAGGAUCAAGAACCUGGUGCUUCUUAAAGACCGAACAGGUUGAGAACUGGAUGGAUCAAUUUAAUCUACUCUUUUUCUCUUCACUUGGGCUUCUGUCCCUUGCCAUCUCAUUUUUGUGCAAUGCAAUGACCGGGCUAACGCUACUCAGAUCCAAAAUGAAAAACCAGCAGUAUCGACAGGGACGAUCUCAUCAUAUAGAAAUGAUUGUCCAGCUCUUGGCUAUUAUGUGUGUCUGUUGUAUCUGCUGGGCUCCAUUUCUGGUAAGCAUUAAAACCUCACAAGGAAAUUGUGAUAUCACAACCCCAUUCAUAGUCCCUCAUCUAACCCUAUAACUUCUAACCCUACCUCUAAAUCCCACCUCAAAGCUUAAAUACUGUACUACUUUCCAUGUCACUUUCAAACUCUAAAAAAAUCUAACUUUAUCCCUAAAUCUCUUUAAACACUAAAACACCCUCUUCUAUAGAACUGUGCUCCUUCUACAUUUAAGAUGUUCUCUAGGUCUCGCAAUAGCAGUAAAUAGAGAGAGGUAUGUGUGCAAUACAGAAAUACACGUAUGUUCCGCAGCACCUGCUGGACUAUCAGGGAAGCACUAGGAGAGGUCCUCUAUCGUAGUCUUGGUAGUGGCAUGCCAUCUGUGAAUAGGAGCAAUAAUAAUUUAAAAAUAUUAUAUAAAACUUAAGCAGUGUAAAGAAAUAUUAUACAGAAACAAGGUUCCUAUUUGUUCGUAACCCUAUUUGGUUCCUAUUUGUUUGUAACAGCUACAUUUUAUAAACUGGAUUUAAAAAUACUUUUAUCUCAAAUGUAAACUUUUUUUUAUUUUUAUCAAUGUCUGCACAGUGAGAACAGUGAGAGUAGGGCAUGCUUAAGCACUUACAAACCAAUAAUGUCAUUAAAGUAACUUUUUCUUUGAAGAUUCUAUUCUACGAUGGAUUGAUCUAGCCAUUAAACAAAUGCAUGCCUUCAUGCAGCUCCAAAAACAAUAUGCACAGGACAUUCUAUGCUGACAUAAGGUCUUUAGAAACCAGAUUACAAUAACAGCAAAUUGUAAGAUGUGGUCCUUAAGGGGUUAAAGUAAAAAAGACAAACUGAGAUAGCUGUCCCUUUUGUUUUAUUGUUACUGUUAACCCCUUAAGGACCAAACUUCUGGAAUAAAAGGGAAUCAUGACAUGUCACGCAUGUCAUGUGUCCUUAAGGGGUUAAAACUGACCAUCGUCUACUAAACUUUUCCCCCAAGUAUGUAAAAAAUGUAGAACUUGUUUGUACAGGGUUAUUCACAAAAGUAAGAAUUGAGAGUUAAUGCAAAGUGAAUUUCGAAAUUAAGACCAAAGUAGCUGAACUGAGAGCAUAGCUGACUUGGAGAGAUUUUGCAGAUCGGCUAUUUUGACCUUAAAUUAGAAAUUCACAUAAAAUUCACUCUAGUGAUUACCCCUGUAGAUGGUCCUAAAUAUUUGUCUUAAAUUCCAUUAAUUGCUCUGAAACUGCUUCUAGUAAUACCAAGACAAUGGCUUAUUUAACUUUCAUUAAACUAUAAAUCAUAUGUGUGUGUGUAGUUCAAUAUAGUGCAUUCAAUUGGGAAUGGUACAAGAAAGCCUUUAUACACCGGAGCACUGAACUUUUCACGUCCUCAUUGCCAAUUAGCUGCUAACUACAUAACGCCCCUGCUCAUUCCUAUUCUGUUUCUCAACUCCAUGUUUACAGCACAUUAAAGGAAUUGAGACAGAUGUUAGUAUGUAAAGAAAUAAACUGUACAGAUAUUUGGAACAGAUCAUUAUGUAAGACCACUUACCAUAAACCAUUUUAACCUUACAAAAACAACGUGGGAGGACAAUUUAUAAACCAAUAGCACACUGAAGUCCCUGAUUACUAUUUUCCAGCAAAUUCAUUUAAAACAAAAUUUCUCACGUAAAGUUCCCCGAACAUUUACAUAUACAAUGUAUAUAACUGUGAAACAAAUAUACUACGUAGAAAGCAUUCUAAAAAAAUAAAAAAUAAAAAACAGCGUUGAUAUUAAAAAAAUUGACCACAGGCAUCUUUGACAAUUGCUGAGAUCAGACAUUGGAUUGAACGUUAUGUAGAGUUCUAGUUCAAUAUUAAUCUCAUAUGAAGUUGAAUAUGUGAGUAAUUGUUGCAGCUCAAGAACAUAUUUUUUAUUCAAAUUUUAAGACAUGGUUCACAGGUAAUUAUUUUUCAUUAGAAUGUAAAAAGAAUGUAAAAACGUAACGAGAGAAGAAAACGUAGCAUAGAAUCUAAAUAUAAUCCCUGAAACAUAAGCUGACUUAAAUGAACACACGUUUCUUCUGGAAUCAUAAAAGGGUGAAUAAAAAAAAACUAAUUUAAAGCAAAUUUAUAGAAAAAGUGCAACAUAAGUUUAUAGCUACUGCAGCUUGAGUAGCUACCUUUUAUAAACUGGAUUUAUAAAUGCUUUUAUCUCAAAUGUAAUUUUUUUUCUAUUGUCUGUACAGUGAGGAUAGUGUUUGCCAUGCUUAAGCAUUUAAGAACCAAUGAUGGUCUAUGACAUCAUCAUUACACAUUUUUCUUUAAAGAACUUAUUCUAUAAUGGAUUAACCUAACCAUAUACCAAAUGCAUGACUUCAUUCAGCUCCCAAAACAGAAUUUACAGGACAUUCUAUAUAUAAAUGUGUCUACAUAAUUUGGCACUAAAGACUACAACAUGAUGCUUUCCCGGGGCUUUAGGCAGCAUAAACAUGCUUCAGAGCACAGUCCAUAUAUAUUAGUAUAAUAAAUAAUAAUAAAUUAGGAUGAAAUUCUUCACAUCAAGGUAAUGAAGCUUCUAUAUACAUAGGUAUGUUAAUACUAACUGCAUAACUGAGGGGUUACCCACAUUUGUUUUGUUUUGCAAUGUACCCUCUUUCAUAUCAGCGCGCGAGGCUAAAUAUGUUUCAUUUGCCCCAGGCUAAUGAGUAGUCUACUUUGUGAUUUAUCCAUUUUUAGUGCUUUUUCUGCCAUGUCCAUGUCUAAUUGUAGGAAAGCUAGAGAGGUUGUUUAUUAAAUCUUGAUCUUGAUUCUUAUUUUAGAAUCGUUUUGGAAUGUUCACAGUUAUAUCCUGGUCUGCCGAAAAAAGGUUUCUAACUCUACCUUAAAUGGAACACAUUUCCUUUUAGAAUGCCACGUUUCCUGCAAUUAUUUCUGACAUUACUGUGCAUUUGAUGUAAUUCUAUUUUAAAAUGUAAACUCUCCAAAAAGCGCAAAUAUUGAAAGACACUAUGAGGUUCCCCCCAAAAUCUUUCUUUACCGAUGUUUCCCAAAUCUUCUCUCUAGUUAGUUCAGGUUUUCCCCUUUGUUUGUGACAUCUUUUAUUAAUUCUGUACAUUGAUGUACAUUUAAAUUAUUUCCCAUUUAUUUUACAAUCAUAAUUUCUACCCAAGUCUUUCCAUAUAAUUUGGGGUUGUAAAGAUUUAACAUGAUGUUUUCAUUAUAUUGUGUGCAAAUCUUUCUUUUGAUGCAAGAUCAAAGUCAGAACAAACUCAGGACAAGGCGUAUGUUCUCCCUCUAUACAGAUGUCUACUAGUAUAAUAAUUCCAUGUUUUUUUCACUAUGCUAAAUUAUUAUAUUUUACAUCCUUUUCGAUUGCUAAGAUUAUGUUUUAUGUUCUUUUCAAAGGCUAUCAUAGUAAUUAACUUGGAUGUGACUUUUUAUAAACCACAUUUAUUUUUUUUAAAGUGGGCUCUUUAUAUACUUAGUGCGUUUUUACUUUUUACUUGUUCCUUUUAGAUUCUCAUUUGCUUUGUUGUUGCAUUGUAAUAUUUUAUACCUCCUUGCCUGGAUCCAGCACAUAAGUGCUUAUUUGGACUAUUUAAUUCUCAAAAAAGCAUAACGCGAUCAUAUCACUAAACAUACUUGUGGUUGCACAAGGCCACCACGGGGGAUUUUUAUCCAUGUGAGGGCACUCCUACAGCUCGUGGUUGGCAAAGCUGAAUGGCAGUCAGAUGCGCAUGUGCGCUAGUUUGCAUGCAUAAAUUUGAAGUGGCACUAACAUUCACCCUCUAUGUUUACAAACCCUCCAGAUCUUGGGCCAUACCACCUCCAAUUUUUUUUCUGUUGGCUUAAGGGCUGUCAUUAAAAAUUGCAGAGCUUCCUACAAAACCAGUUUGAAGAGCGUCUAGCAAUUAACCCCAGACAUGCACGCAUUCUAAUGCACAGAAUUCGGAACAAAAACCACACAGGCAAUUCUUUAACCCAAGUGUGAGUAAAGUUAAAGGCUAGUGUAAUCAUUUUAUAACAAAUUUGAAUUGAAGUUAUUGUAAGUUACUGUAACCCUUACCCUAAAAUAAUACGAAUCUUAACACUGGUUUCAUUGUUGCACUGACCCUAACAUAAUAAUAAUAACAAAUACGAAGGUCAUGCCAAUUUAGAGCAAUGAAAUUAUGUCUGUCAAUAGAAAAAAACAAAACAUGUGCGUUAGACCUGAAAACGCUGGCACCAAAAUGGAAUCGCUGAAAUGGUAUUCCUGAUCAGCAGUAUCAAUAUGUAAUCUAUUUUGGCAAUACCGUCAUUAGCCCUGGAUGGCUGCAUGUUCCUAUUCCAAAGCAUUACCCCUGCAGAAUGUAAAGUUUAAACGCCCUUUAGCUGCAGUGGAUAUUGUUCAGGAGUAUACUAACAAUAGCAAAUUAGUUUAACCUAGUAUACAGUAGAAUGGGUAGUAUUAUUUACCUGAAUUUUCCAAUCUAUAUAAAUAUUGCAUUCGGCAUUGUACAGGGUAUUACUAGGACAAGCUAAUAAUGCCACUGAUCUUAAUAACUAUUUGACAUUUUCUUGCUGUUUAACUCUUUUUACCAAUUUAUCGUUAUAAUGCAAACCAUUUACUGUAAUGCAUUUCAAACAAGUAAAAUGCCAAGUUAAUGUGCAAAAAUGAAUUAUUCACUUCAUGCAAUUAAGAGAAUUUAAUAACACAAACAUAAGGUUAAAAUGACAGGAACACUGCACCCUGACCACUUCAGUGAGAUAAGGUGGUCUGGGUGCCCAUUGUGCCCCUUUAAUCAAUUUAAAUGUGGUUGCAUCAGAUCUGUUCUUUCUUUUAAUCACAUUUUUAGGGGGAACUUAGAAUGUCAGACAUGCUUGUAAAGUGGGUUCAGAUGUCUGCAUUGGAAAACAGACAAAUAAGAUCUGUCUAAGGAUUCUGGCUGCAGCUCUCUAUACCACAGAUAUACAGGGUUAGUAAAAAGCCGAGCUAUAUCCCAGAUAUACAGGGUGAGUAAAGGGCCUAGCUAUAUCUCAGAUAUACAGGGUUAGUAAAGAGCGAUAUCCCAGAUAUACAGGGUCAGUAAAGAGCCAAGCUAUAUUCCAGAUAUACAGGAUUAGUAAAGAGUUUAGCUAUAUCUCAGAUAUACAGGGUCAGUAAAGAGCCGAGCUAUAUUCCAGAUAUACAGGGUUAGUAAAGAGUUUAGCUAUAUCUCAGAUAUACAGGGUUAGUAAAGAGCUAUAUCCCAGAUAUACAGGGUCAGUAAAGAGCCAAGCUAUAUCCCAGAUAUACAGGGUUAGUAAAGAGCUAUAUCCCAGAUAUACAGGGAUAGUAAAUAGCUAUAUCCCAAAAAUACAGGGUUGGUAAAGAGCUAUAUCCCAGAUAUUCAGGGUCAGUAAAGAGCCAAGCUAUAUCCAGAUAUACAGGGUUAGUAAAGAGCCAAGCUAUAUCCCAGAUAUACAGGGUUGAUAAAGAGCUAUAUCUCAGAUAUUCAGGGUCAGUAAAGAGCCGAGCUAUAUCCAGAUAUACAGGGUUUAGUAAAGAGUUUAGCUAUAUCUCAGAUAUACAGGGUUAGUAAAGAGCUGUAUCCCAGAUAUACAGGGUCAGUAAAGAGCCAAGCUAUAUCCCAGAUAUACAGGGUUAGUAAAGAGCUAUAUCCCAGAUAUACAGGGUUAGUAAAGAGUUUAGCUAUAUCUCAGAUAUACAGGGUUAGUAAAGAGCUAUAUCCCAGAUAUACAGGGUUAGUAAAGAGCUAUAUCCCAGAUAUACAGGGAUAGUAAAUAGCUAUAUCCCAAAAAUACAGGGUUGGUAAAGAGCUAUAUCCCAGAUAUUCAGGGUCAGUAAAGAGCCGAGCUAUAUCCAGAUAUACAGGGUUAGUAAAGAGCCAAGCUAUAUCCCAGAUAUACAGGGUUGGUAAAGAGCUAUAUCCCAGAUAUUCAGGGUCAGUAAAGAGCCGAGCUAUAUCCAGAUAUACAGGGUUUAGUGAAGAGUUUAGCUAUAUCUCAGAUAUACAGGGUUAGUAAAGAGCUAUAUCCCAGAUAUACAGGGUUAGUAAAGAGCUAUAUCCCAGAUAUACAGGGUCAGUAAAGAGCCAAGCUAUAUCCCAGAUAUACAGGGUUAGUAAAGAGCUAUAUCCCAGAUAUACAGGGAUAGUAAAUAGCUAUAUCCCAAAAAUACAGGGUUGGUAAAGAGCUAUAUCCUAGAUAUACAGGGUUAGUAAAUAGCUAUAUCCCAGAUAUACAGGGUUGGUAAAGAGCUAUAUCCCAGAUAUACAGGGUUAGUAAAGAGCCAAGCUAUAUCCCAGAUAUACAGGGUUAGUAAAGAGCUAUAUCCCAGAUAUACAGGGAUAGUAAAUAGCUAUAUCCCAAAAAUACAGGGUUAGUAAAGAGCUAAAUCCCAGAUAUACAGGGUUAGUAAAGAGCUAUAUCCCAGAUAUACAGGGAUAGUAAAUAGCUAUAUCCCAAAAAUACAGGGUUGGUAAAGAGCUAUAUCCCAGAUAUAAAUGGUUAGGAAAGAGCUAAAUCCCAGAUAUACAGGGUUAGUAAAGAGCUAUAUCCCAGAUAUACAGGGUUAGUAAAGAGCUGAUCUAAAUCCCAGAUAUAUACAUAUAAGCCAAACGUUCUCUUCAGACAUAGGUGUUUUUGAUGGAAGUUAGCGCAUAGUUAGUAAUUUUCCCUUUAAUUUAGUGUUAAUGUAAUUUAAUAACGCACCUGUCACAAAUCCUUACUGUUACUUUAAGUGGACUUCCCAGGGUCCUUAAGACAGGAUGCACAAAUUAGUGCCAGGAAGCACUCAAUCAAUAUGACAGUGAAACUAAAUAAACUCCACUUAGCUUGCACUGAGAAAUAAAACCCUUUUCUGCGGCAUUCUGUACACAUCUCGGAAGAGAAAACAUGGCUAUUCACACCUUUGUGUUUUGGUUCAAUCUUUAUCCAAAAUCCCUGUAAUUUAAGCUAUGGUUACCACUAAAACAAAGAAGUCUUAUGGGAAAUGUAGGAUUGCCAGUGAUGCUUGAAAACGGAAAGUUACUGAGAAUAGAAAAAAUGUUAUCUACAAAUUGAGUCCGAGAUCAUAAAACAUGUUGCACUAGUUUACAUAGCAGAGAUAACCAGAGGAUAAUGAGAGACAUAUUGAUGAGUUUGAAUGUAUUUCUAAGGUUUUUUUUUAAUCAAAAGCAUGAAGGUUUUUUUUCACUAAACUGAGAUUCAUGAAAGUGAGAAGAAAAUUGCAGAUUUUAGGUAAAAAAUUGCUCAGCUGGUAAUGCAGCUGAAUUAGAGAAUUAUUUUACUCUCCUGUAGCACCCACCUCCAGUCCACCUACACUCCACCUAGAGUCUUCUGUGAUGCCAGCACGCUGCCGCUAACAGAAUCUAAAAGGACAUCCCAUAGCAACCACACCUCAUGUCCUGUGGGUGCGAUUUUUGGGGAGCAGAAGGACCGCCUGUGGGAGAUCUUUUCUGCUCUCUCUUUUUAGUCGAUUCUUUGAUAAACACUCUAUCCUGAUGCAUUGACUGACAGGCGGGAGACAUAUUUUUAAAUUAAAUAGUUUUCGCAUCUACAUUCUAAUAGACAUGUAUGCUGAAUGUUAGUGUAUUUUGUAUAUAAUAUUUAUAUAGAGCUAACACGUAUACUUAGCACGUUACCGAUUACAUUAUAGCAUUCCAAAUAAUGAUAAGUGUAAUAAUUGUACAAUCAAUUUAAUGCAGGGACAAAGUAGUUUCAUAUAAGCCUCUAACUCAAGCUCUCAUAAAAGGAGUUUUGACUAGAAAAUAAUGUUCUGUAGAAUUCUGUACACGUCUCUGAAUAGGAAACAUCAUUUAGAGUAAACUAUUCACACCUCUUGUUUCGGUUCACUCUUCACUCAGAAACCUUGCUUGUAAUUUAACUCAGCCGUGAUUAACGUAUAAAGAAAACCUAAGAAACAGUUGUAUAGGAACAGAGACAUUGUUACGAAACCCCUAAAAUUGGUUGUGAAUGAGAAAAAAAAGAAGGUUACAAGAUUCUGUUGUAUUGCAGAUUUUGAAGAUUGUUAUAGAUGAUGCUUUGAUUUAUAGAAUUGCCACAAGUAAAGAAUACGGAGAUGAGUGACUCAUUAACGGAGGUUUUAAAUAAUAUAUAAAUAACCCCUAGCUACCGAGGUCCUCUGACUCCAUUGGUUAUUGGAAUUAUUUACAAAUUGGUUCCAAUAGAAUCUGAUGAUAUCAGAUACAAUUGCACUGUUAGGUCACAAGUAGAGGUAUAUCUUUCUUAAAGGGUUAUUCACUAAACACCAGAAGUCCAGAUGGACAGGAUCCUGAGAAAAAUGACCAAAUUCCGACCACAAUGACAAUUCUCUAAUUUACUAAAGCCAAGUACAGUCAAAAUUCAGUCAAAUAUGCAACAAUCACCCGAAUGCAUUCAGUGUUCAGAUGAAAAUCAGUGCUUAACAAAAUAAAGGAUUUGGAAGUUUCACAAAGCACCUGUUUUACACAAACUCAGAACCGAAUCUCUAUCAGGAUGCACAUUCACUUACUAUGAAUUAGUGAAUGAUAAUUUCAAGUCCUCUUUGCUAGUGCUGCUAGGGGGCAAAUAGUUUAAAAACCCAUGGCAACAUUUUACCUUUCUCUUAAUGUUUCCUUUUUUCUCUCUCUUCCUCUUUCAGAAUCUGUUCUUCUUUUAUUCAUUUCUGAUCUCUUUCUCUUUAAAACAUUUUCUUAAAAAAAAGUAGGGACUACUUUGUCUUAUAUAUUUUUCCUACACUUGACAAUCUUCACAAAGGGUAGAGAUUAAGACAAGCUGCACUUCCGUUGUCAAGAUGGUGGGGCUUUGUCAAGAUGACCAAAUGGCCAAGCAUAGAAAAAAUACGUAAGUCAAAGUAGUCCUUACUUUGCUUAAUGUUUUAAAGAAAAAUAGUUCAGAAAUUGAAGAAAAGAAGAACAGAUUCUAAAAUAAAAAAUGGGGAAACUAUAGGAAAAAGGCAGUUGGUUUGAGGUGACAGAGACACUUUACGGUGGCUGGUCAGAGCUUGCUAACCAGCCACCACAUUAAAAGGACUAAAUAAAUAAAAACCCUGUGGGAGUCAAUACGUUUUUAAACCUCCCUAUGUCUACACCUGCCAUGCGGCAAGAGAGGGCAAUUCAUCUGGGAACGUUCAGUGCUGGGGCAGGAGGACAAUUCAUCUGGGAAUGUUCAGUGCUGGGGCAGAAGGACAAACCAUCUGGGAAUGUUCAGUGCUGGAGAAGGAGGACAAUCUAUCUGGGAAUGUUCAGUGCUGGGGAAGGAGGACAAUCUAUCUGGGAAUGUUCAGUGCUGGGGAAGGAGGACAAUCUAUCUGGGAAUGUUCAGUGCUGGGGAAGGAGGACAAUCUAUCUGGGAAUGUUCAGUGCUGGGGAAGGAGGACAAUCUAUCUGGGAAUGUUCAGUGCUGGGGAAGGAGGACAAUCUAUCUGGGAAUGUUCAGUGCUGGAGAAGGAGGACAAUCUAUCUGGGAAUGUUCAGUGCUGGGGAAGGAGGACAAUCUAUCUGGGAAUGUUCAGUGCUAGGGCAGAAGGACAAUAUAACUGGGAAUGUUCAGUGCUGGGGCAGAAGAACAAACCAACUGGGAAUGUUCAGUGCUUGGGCAGGAGGACAAUUUAUCUGGGAAUGUUCAGUGCUGGGGUAGAAGGACAAUCCAUCUGUUAAUGUUCAGUGCUUGGGUAGACGGAUAACCUACCUGGGAAUGUUCAGUGCUGGGGUAGGAUAACAAUCCAUUUGGGAAUGUUCAAUGCAGGCUCAGGAGAUCAAUCCAUAUGGGGAUAUUCAGCGCUGAGUCAGAAGCACAGUCCAUUUAGGAACAUUCAGUGCUUGGGCAGGAGGACAAUCCAUCUAAGAAAAUUCAGUUCUGGGUCAGAAUGACAAUCUAUCUGGGACCAUUUAGUGCUAGGGCAGGAGGACAAUCCAUCUGGGAAUAGCAUGUAUAUUAUGUAAUUCAGCAUGUCUCUUUAUGACUGUAUGUAGUUGCAUGGCUGCCAUCAGAAAUCUUGGGGCCCCUGACAAAGCUCAAGAUCUGGGGCCCGCCCCUGAGUCUGCUCACAGGGCUCUUCCUGAGUCCGCUAACAAGGAUGCAGUACUGAAUGUGGUGAAUGUGGUGUGUGUAUGGUGGAUGUAGAAUUAGAAUGUGUGUAAUGGACGCAGAGUGCAUAUGUAAAGUGGAUGCAGUGUGUAAAGUGGAUGCAGUGUGUUAAGUGGAUGCAGAGUGAGUGGAAAAUGGAUGCAGUGUGUAUAGUGGAUGUAAAUUUUACAUUUGUGUAAUGGAUGUAGUGUUUUUGUGUAUUAGAUACAGUGUGUGUAGUGAAUGCAGUGUGUAUAGUGAAUGCAGAGUGUGUGUGUGUCAUCGAUGUAGUGUGUGUAUAGUGAAUACAGAGUUUGUUUGUGUAGUGGAUGUGUGUGUUUGAGUAGUGGAUGUACUGUUUGUGUGUAUUAGAUGCAGUGGGUGUAGCGUAUGCAGUGUCUGUGUAUAGUGAAUGCAGAGUGUGGAUUUGUGUAGCAAAUGUAGUGUGUGUGUAUUAGAUGCAAUAUGUGUAUAGUGAAUGCAGAGUGUUUGAAUGUGUAGUGGAUGUUGUGUGUGUAUAGUGAAUGCAGACUGUGUGUGUAGUGGAUGCUGUGUAUACAGUGAAUGGAGAGUGUGUGUCAGUGUAGAAGAUAUAGUGUGUGUGUAUAGUGAAUGCAGUGUGUGUGUAGUAGAUGUUGUAUAUGUAUAGUGAAUGCAGAGUGUGUGUUUGUUUUGUGGAAGCAGAGUGUGUGUUAGUGUAGUAAAUGCAGAGUGUGUGUUAGUGUUGUGAAUGCCGAGUGUGUGUUGAUGUAGUGAAUGCAGAGUGUUUGUUGGUGUUGUGAAUGCAGUGUGUGUUAGUGUAGUGUAUGCAGAGUGCAUGUCAGUGCAAUGAAAGCAGAGUGUGUGUUAGUGUAGUGGAUGCAGAGUGUGUGUUAGUGCAGUGUAUGCAGAGUGUGUGUUCGUGCAGUGAAAACAGAGUGUGUGUUAGUUUAGUGUAUGCAGAGUCUGUGUUAGUGUAGUGAAAGUAGAGUGUGUGUUAGUGCAGUGAAUGCAGAGUCUGUGUUAAUGUAGUGAAUGCAGAGUGUGUGUUAGUGCAGUGAAAGCAGAGUGUGUGUUAGUGUAGUUAAAGCAGAGUGUGUGUUAGUGUAGUGUAUGCAUUUAGUGUAAAUGUUGAGCAAACUAGGGGGAAAAAGAGCUUAUUACCUGGUCAGGUGCUGGGGGUAGAUUCCAUUCCAUGGUGGUCCCAUGGCAUGGUAAGUCCUCCAGCUGCCUGUAUACCGCAUUCUGUCUGUUCAAUACAGCUCCUCUCUCUAACUCACGGCUUGCGUGCCGCAUGGAGUGUUGCCAUGGAAUCCCAUGGCAACGCUCUGAUGGCCACGGGUCUCGUGAGGGUUAGAGAGGAGCUGUAAAGUAAGAACAGAGUGUGUUGAGCGAUAAUCGCUAUAUAUAUGUGCACGUAGGGAAUGUGGAGCCCGGGAAUGCCAGAGCAGUCCGUUCCCCCCAGGACCGCCGGGCCCGUGACAACCUGAUGGCCCUGUGUGGUUGGCUGUGUGUAUCUGUGUAUGUGUGCCUGGCAGUAUGUAUAUGUAUGUGUGUUUAUUGUGUGCCUGUAGAAGUGAAGAGUCAUAAACACCCCCCAAAUACCCAACAACAAUGCAGCUAGACAUGAAAAAAGCACAAUACCCACUGACAUACACAGCUAAAUAAUGCGUCACAGAAAUUUACACAGAAAAUAGGGUAACCUGGCACACAAACACACACAUACUAAAAACACUCAGAGGCUGUAUAACAAAUAUACAAAUAUACACACUCACAUAAAGGCACACUUAUUGACACACACUGAUAUUUAUGCAAACUUUCAAAGGACACAUUUAAUAUCAUCACACAUAUAUAUAUAUACACACACAGUAUAUGUAUAUGCACUUUUUGCAAUUAAUUCUGAACUAUGACAUAGAUAAUGAGAAGAUGGAUUUUGACACAUUACAAACAUCAUAAAAUGAAAAAUGAUAUUGAGAGGUUUAUAAUUACAAAGAGAAAGAAAGUCUGGCAAUUUCAAAUAUUCAUUGAAGGUUCAAAUUAGUUUGUAACAGUAACCAGGCUUUUUCCAUCUUACUCCAGAACUUCAAAUAUCCGAAACAUAAUGCUACCAGUAUUUUUCUAUGUCCCAGACUGAAGCUGAUGUGCUGUAAUUUGUUAUUAGAAAUGCAACAUAUGCAUCUGGUUUAACACUCUGCUUGUUUUCCCCUACAGAUAACAAUGGCUAACAUUGGAUUAAAUGGUGAUUCAUUGGAGUCUCGGAAGACCAUCCUAUUUUCUCUCCGAAUGGCCACAUGGAAUCAAAUCUUAGACCCUUGGGUUUAUAUCCUUCUGAGAAAAACUAUUCUUAAAAAACUUUUUCGGAUCACGAGGCGCUGUUGUGGUGUAGAAAUGAUUCGUAUACACACGUGGGAGUUUAGUUCUUUUAAAAACUCUUUAAAAGUGGCCACCAUCUCUGAUUCGUCUGGCUGUACAAGAACAAACACUUUAAACAACUCCAGAAAAGUUAGCACCAAUCAAAAGUCUGAGCUAACUGAAAACAAGCAAUCAUUUAUUUUGAGUGAAAUCUAGUGACGUUAAUGAGGGUUGUAUCAUCCCGUGUACGAUACAAUCAAUUCUUGAAUCGAAGGCAAAGAUCCAUGGAUUACAUUUACUAAAGAGGAGUUGGUUUCGAAAGGUUCAGAUGUGAACACUAAAUACAAGCCAAUGUAUUUUAGCAUAAUCUGUUAAAGCUCGGAUUGUGGGAAUGGAAGUUAUUAUGAGGGACUCUCAAUGAGCCUUUUGAAACGUAACAAAAGUCGCUGCUACCUCUGAGGUCUAUGUAAUUUUGCAGUCUCUUGCACAAUUCUCUGGCACACACAUUAAAGGAACGUGAAACAAACCGUAUUGUAAAAUCAGUGUUUUAGUACAGGUGUUUUUUUUUUCGAAUUAAAUAAGCUUUAGUUGUGUUGUAAUUUCAAUUUUUUUUAACAGCUGAGAGUCUUGAAGUGCAAAUGAAAAUUCUUCAAAAUAUCAGAAAAGCCCAAACAUUGCACCCUUCUUGGGUGGUAUAUUUUAGAUACCACAUCUAAGUUAAGUAUAUUUGAGAAAUAAAACCAUAUGAACCCAGCUAAAAGGACAUUUGUAAAACUAUAUUGUAUGUUAGCAACAUAAAUAAAAGUAUGAUUCUUUUAACCAACAUUUGAAAACAGGUCAUAUCAGAACAAUUCAAACCUGCUACAUCAAGCCAGAAAUAUUAUUAGCCUAACCCAACCUAAAAAAAACCAAACAACUGGAUACAAGCAAUUUUAAACAAGACCGAAUUUAGAGUGUCGAUAGAGUGAAUAAACAAAGAAAUAACUGAAAAACCCACUGGCAUAAAUUAUAAAUGCAUAAAAUAAAUAAGAUCCCAGAAUCCCUUAUUAAAUUGCCAUUUUAUUCCCUCACCCCAUGUGUCCAGCAUUGACUGAACAAUCUCCUUACCAUUCUAUAUGCCCCCAUACUAAGCACUAUGCCAUAGAAGUGCCUAUUUAGUUGACAGUAAUCACCUCGUUCUCCCCUGUACCCUUACAUAUACGUAGACAUGUAGUGGUAUCCCUAAAAAAAUCAAAGUUUUUAUGGAGCCUAGUGGUACCUGGCUCUUUUUGUAGGUGUAAAAGGUUACUCUCCAAUACCAGAUCUCCUUUUCCCCAGCGGCAGUGUCUUUUGCUGCCGAAAAGGGGCACCACUGAUUGACGAGAGUGGCCAGCUGAUGUUCCAAGCCACAUAGCAGCUCUCCAUAACCCUAUAAAAACCUGUGUUAAUAUUUGGCUCUGUUUUGCCCACAUUUACAGGAAACAUUUAAAAUAAAAUCUGACAAAAACCAAUAGUAACCUGUAAACAAAGAAAUGAAAUAAGCAAUGUUAUUGGCCAAUCCUGUUGUCCAUAUCACAUUUCGAUCAUCACAAAUUUUAAAAGGACACUCUGGUCUGAAAGUUACUUAUAUUCCCUUAUAGUGCAUUUGAUAAUUUAUAUACAUAUUCAUAAUAUAAAUGUAAAUAUAAAUUUACUGCAUGAAUGGAAAUGCAACUAGCUUCAACUAAAUGGUUACUGUGCUAUGUAUAGGGAAGAAUAUACCCACUUAUGUUUAUGAACAUGGAGGGUGUGGGGUUAUAUAUGUAUAUAUAUUUGGAUAGCUCCAACCUUAAUUAGGGGUUUGAUUGAUAUAAAGAGUUGGGAUUGGUGACCCAUUGCUUAGGGGACAGGAGCAGGUGGGCAAUUACAAGCCAACACACUCCAUAGCACCAGUUUCUCGUAUUCUGUGAUUGACUGAUGGGAAGAAAAAAAGAAGGGCUAAUUUCUGGUUAAAAAAUGAUCUGGUUGUCCUUGAAAUUGUUUUUAUUAGCCAGGUAAAAAAAUUCCAGAUUUAAGCCAAACCUGACUUAGAAUCUGUAUUGGGCACUGUAAGUGUGAGGCAAUAGGUGACAGAUCGAACCAUACUUGCAAGUCCUAUAAAUAUUACUGACGCUUCUGCAUGUCUCACUGAGUUAUUCCACCCUUUAUUGACCAUUUUAAGGGAUAUGUUCAGUUGUCCUUUGGUGUAGCAAUCCUGUCACAUACAGGGUUAUUCAAUAUAGUGAGUAUUUUACAAAAUUUACAGGAAUUGUACACGUAAGGCCCUAAUAGCUGAAUUGGUAGCAUAGGUGACUUGGAGAACAUUUUGGCUAUUUUGGCCUUUGAAUUUCUGUCAAUUCUUACAUUAGUGAAAACCCAUGGAAAUGUUAGAUUAAUUUACCCCAGGUAUUACAUAAUUGUCAUGAUUUGACAGAGUAGCAGAAUAUUUCAUUAAAAUCCUCACUUCUCUCUCACAGAAAUUCCAAUUCUGCAUCUGCCGUAAGAAUGUAUAUAUUUGGUAGUGGGGAGGGAACUCGUGACAUUCUGUCCAAAACAUUUUGUUGUCUACAAAUUUUUGUUGAAUGUAAUUUUGUUCCGUUGUUGUCCAUUUCUGGUUUUCUCUCUCUCUCUUUUGUAUUGUCUUUCAUCUUUUGUUAAUUUUUUUUUUUUUAAUAUGUGCAAUAUGAGUGUAUAUAUGGGAUGUAGAAAUUUUUUGAAAAGUACUAUUUAUGUUGGGAACAUUUUUAAACUUUAGAAAUAUAAUUUUGUCCAGGUGACGGCAAUCCAAAGAACCAAAUUCAUUAUAAAAAUUGUAAGGAACCCAAAUGGACAUAUUUUGGUUCCAUCUUAGUUUUACAAUACAACAGUAACUUAUUAGUAUUUUAUCUAAAAAAAAUCUGAAUCUGCAAAAAAUUCUGAUUGUCAGUUUUUACAUCCUUAGCGUUUAAUGUAUGUUUUGCUGUCAAACAUCCUGUAACUUAUCAAAACAGAUGUCUAAUGUUAAUUGUUCUGUGUAAUAUCCAGUGUUACUAAUUCAUGUAUUAAAUGUUUUUUUGUUUGCAACUAAUUUGUUGUUUUUAUUGUUUUUUUUUAAACAUAGUUUAAAAAAGAAAUCACCAUUAAAAAAAAAAAGAAAAGGUUUUAGUAGAGGAGACAAAGCAUAGAAUACACCGGUGGAACCCUUCCUCUCUCCCCCCCCCCAUUAUUUUUUUUUGCAUUUUACUAGAAUAAUAAUAUUGUAAUUUCACUGGAGAUCAUAAAAUAGUUUCUGUCUCACAGCAAAAUCUCGACUCAGUCACAAAUAUAAUCUCUUUUCAAUGAAUAUUAUUCCCGCAAGCUUUUAUGCAGUAAAGUAAUAUUAUGCUUUUGGAAGCUAAUGGCUUUUUGUUUCUAAAACCUUGAUCAUUUGAAAUACAAAAGGGCUCUUUAACUAGUUUCUUGUUCCGAGCUUCAAGUCAUUUCUGUGAAUACAAUUUAUACAUUUCCAACAUUUAUUUGUUUCAUUGUUGUAUGCACACUAUACCGAGCCAAAUUACCCAGAAUGCCCUAUUUAAAGGAACACUAUAGGGUCAGGAAC